Paraglomus occultum is the source of this 1227-nucleotide messenger RNA. The record is from the annotation of a GenBank genome assembly. Lineage: Eukaryota; Fungi; Glomeromycota; Glomeromycetes; Paraglomerales; Paraglomeraceae.
AUGACUAUAACAACUGUGAACCAAGCAGAAUGGGUCUGCGACGCCAACGACGUUUUAAAACUACGGCUUGUCAGUGCACACACAUCCGAUCCAUACGAACACCCCGAAGGCGAAUACCACCAAUUGUUGCCCCAAUUUACUUAUAGUCUUUUCGGCCCAUUGCAACAGAUAUACGGGUACAAAAACUUAAAGAUAAAGCUCUAUUACGCUGCGGGGAGUCUGGUAACAUAUUUGGACGUAAGUUAUGACGAAAAGAUUUCUGAUCAUUUGCCCGGUGCCAAGCCAACUGAUGUUAUUGGAAUCAUACGAGAACACAUACCUGAAGGUUUUAUGACAAACUACGACACAUUUCUUCAAAGAGUGGAGAAAGAUACGCAUACGUUUGUUCCAAUGGGUGAGAAGAUAAGCGAAUAUCGCCUUUCAGAUGACGAUAAUAUAGUUUACGAAAUUUACAAGACAAAUUUUAACACGCCUGGUUUCAAAGAAUAUCAUAGUAGACUUCAACUAUUUGUGCUUUUAUAUAUUGACGGUGCACGAUAUAUUAACGAGGAUGAUGAGAAAUGGGAGAUUGCUCUUGUCUUCCAGAAAAAGUCGACGGGUGAUUCGAAUAUAUAUAAUAUAAUAGGCUAUUGUACGAUGUAUGCGUUCUUCUUUUACGAGAAAUGUGAAGGUUCUAAACCGUUAUCGGAAAUCAAAGAAAUAUCUAAUGAGUUAAAUGAAACGUCAAACUUCUUGUAUUCUACGAGAUUGAGGAUAAGUCAAUUUCUUAUUUUACCUCCUUAUCAGAAACAAGAUCAUGGAAGCAAAUUGUAUCAGGCUCUUUAUAGGAAUUUCUUGGCUAAUCCAUGGAUCAAAGAACUGACUGUCGAAGAUCCAAAUGAUGCUUUUAGCGAUCUCCGAGAUAAAAAUGAUCUAAUGUAUCUCGUGGAAAAUAAAAUAGUCGAAGGCCUCACUAUACCAUUAGAUAAAAACAAAGUAGAGGAAGUGCGCCGAAAAUGCAAGCUGGAUCAGCGACAGAUGCAUAGAUGUAUAGAAAUGUUAAUGUUGAAGAAGCUGAAUAAAUCGGAUGUUAACGCUUACAAGGCAUAUCGAAUACAAGUGAAAAAACGAUUAUAUAAUCAUAACAAGGACGUACUCUGCCAAAUGAGUAAGUCAGAAAGAAUAGAAAAACUCGCCGAGACAUAUAUUAGUAUCGAAGAAGAUUACUAUCGUAUCUUGUCGUUAUAA